GAGGCGGGUCACAAGCUCGGGCAUCACUGCCUCCGUCCUCCAGCCUCUCCGCUUCCGAGCGCUCCAGAUCUCCGCCGACCGCGCGGCUUCUCCCCCGAACUAUCCUCCCUCGCGGGGCGGGGAGUCGGGCUGAGAUAAUUGCGGGGGCGGAUCUUUGUUCGCGGUUCUCCGCCUGAGGCGAGACGGGGAAAAGUGGCUGCCUGGGGUAGCCUAGGUUGAAGAGGCUCGUCCUGCUUGCGCGCUGGAGUCCGGGAGAUGUUUUCUGCAUUGUGGCUUACUACUUGGAUUUAUCUCAUUCAUUCCCAUUUCAGCUGUUGUGAUGGGAUUGUUAGCUUUUCCCCUAAAGGAGAGCCAGGAACUGUCUCUUGUCUACAAGGUAGACAAUCUAAACAUGUGACUUGGUAUAGAAAUGAUAUUGAGAUGCCUAUAACUACAGAUAACAGCUCCCGGGUUUAUCAGCAGGCAAAUUUGCUUUGGUUUUAUCCUGCAAAACUAGAAGAUUCUGGAAUGUAUCACUGCAUUCAUAAUUCCACGACAUUUAACAGAUCCCUAAUAGUGUUUGAGAAUAGUGUUGGACUAUGUUUUAAUGAAGGAAUGGUUUUUGAACAGAGUCUUAUAUUAGAAUACAAUGGGAAGCUGACUUGUCCAGAUCUUCAAAAUUUCAGAAAUGAUGAAAAUGCUCCUUUUGCUUUACAAUGGUAUAAGGAAUGUCAUUUGCCUUUAUAUGGAGAUUGGAAAUUUAGGCCUUUUAGAGAACAUCUUACCAUUAUAAAUAUAACUAAGGAAGAUGAAGGAAUUUAUAUAUGCAGAGCUAAACAUAUAUAUAUGGGAAAAGAAUAUAAUAUUUCACGGGCCAUCAAACUAAUUACUUUUGGAAUAUCAAAGAAAAAUAUUCCAGAUAUAAUUUAUCCAAAUAACAACUCAAUUGAAGUAAAACCAGGUUCCAGAUUUGACCUGGUAUGUAAUGUCUCAGCAGAUCCUCUGGAUGAAGAAGUAAUUGUAACCUGGAUAUUCAAUAAUGAGGUGUUAAAUGCAGAUGAGAAGGAUAAGGUUGUUUCUGGAAAACGAAUAAUAGACGUAAAGUUAAAUAUUUCCAAAAUGAAAGACAGAGAUUAUGGGAAAUAUCUGUGUGAAGUAUGGUCUAAACAUGAGAUGCAAGUAGCAUAUGUAGUGCUAAACUAUCCAGCUCCAAACGUUCAGAUUUAUGUGAUUGGAGGAUUGAUUUCACCAUUGUUUAUUAUAGCAGCAUCACUGCUUAUUUACAAAUUUUUCAAAGUUGACAUUAUCCUUUGGUACCGGGAUUCUUGCCAACAUCUCAGCAAAGGAAUUUCAGAUGAAAAAGUCUAUGAUGCAUAUGUAUUAUAUCCUCACAAUGUAUCAGGCUGUGUAUAUUUGACAGAAACCUUUGUCUUCAAAUUAUUACCUGAAAUCCUAGAAAAACAGUGUGGCUACAAGCUCUUUAUUCUUGGAAGGGAUGAUGUGCCAGGGCAAGCUGUCAUUACUAUUGUGGAUAAAAUGAUCAAGCUAAGCAGAAGAGUGAUCAUUAUUUUAAUGCCAGAUCUAUAUUGUGGUGGCAUGCAGAGUUUGUUGUCUGAACAGGAACUUGCAAUCUACAGUGCUCUUAUCCAGGAGGAAACCAAAGUUAUACUUAUUCAGCUAGACAAAAUAAAAGAUUUCAAUAGUAUGCCAGAAUCCCUCAGAUAUCUUAAGCAAAAGCAUGGCAUACUCACAUGGAGGGGAACUUUUACAGAAACCACUGAAAUAGCAACUACAAGGUUUUGGAAGAAUGUGAGAUACCAGAUGCCAGCCAGCCCAAGCUCACUUUCCCAAGACUUGCAUUUUUUGCCAAUAACUUUUCACUUGUCUCAGAUAUCAGACAGAUGAUGUCAAAGCAACACUUGCAGUGUUUACUUGAAAUCUAUUCCAGUGGAUCCUUAUAGAUUCACAAACACGUGCACCUGCUAGUGACUGUUCCAAAUCUGGGAUCAACAGAAACACAAUUCAGAACUGUAUUUUCUGAAAGGGUAUUCACCCAUAGACUGUGAGGUGCAUGAGCUACUUGGGCAAGUGGCAAAAUAAUGUGAAUGCUGCACAA
Molecule: messenger RNA, 2095 nt
Organism: Thamnophis elegans (Western terrestrial garter snake)
Lineage: Eukaryota; Metazoa; Chordata; Lepidosauria; Squamata; Natricidae
Product: interleukin-1 receptor type 1-like
Exons: 11
Coding region: 256-1884 (542 amino acids)
Biological process (GO): regulation of inflammatory response; signal transduction
Molecular function (GO): interleukin-1, type I, activating receptor activity
Source: RefSeq, a predicted model, not a curated record